ACUACGCAUUGAUAAUCUUGCGGCGGCGCUCAACCCAAUCUUCCUACGUGCGACCUAUUUUCUAUCUCAAUUCAAGCUCCAAAUCACAGAUGAAAAGAAAUGGAGUUAUUAGACGACGAUUGUAGUUAUUUGGAUUAUCUCGAUUCAAUCCUCGUCGAUCAAAACACAUGUUCUGAUCUCUUUUGGUCCAAUCCAAGUGGCAGCGUGGGGAAUGAUUUAUCAUCGUCUGAGUUUGUGCCACAAGAACAAGAAAAUACGCGUAAGAGGGCACGAAAUGAUUCCUGCAGGAAGCCGGGAUCCAAAGCCUGUCGCGAGAAAUUGCGACGUGAGAGAUUGAAUGACAGGUUUCUUGAUUUGAGCAGUAUUUUGGAACCUGGGAGACCUGCAAAAUCUGAUAAACCGGCUAUACUUGAUGAUGCAAUUAGGGUUUUAAACCAAUUAAGAACUGAGGCCCAGGAGCUCAAAGAAACUAAUGAAAAGUUACAAGAAGAGAUUAAAAGUUUAAAGGCUGAGAAGAAUGAACUUCGCGAAGAGAAACUCAUUCUGAAGGCGGACAAAGAAAAGAUUGAACAACAGUUGAAAGCAAUGGCCCAUUCAACUGCUGCUUUUAUGCCAGCCCACCCGGCAGCAUAUCAUGCUGGGAUGAAUAAGAUGGCUGUUUUUCCUAGUUAUGGUUUGAUCCCCAUGUAUCAAUAUUUGCCUCAAUCUUCACGUGAUACAUCCCGUGAUCAUGAGCUCAGGCCCCCUGCAGCGUAGCUUUUUAACUUGGCAUCCCCGCCUAAUUCUAGUCAUUUGAAUAAUUUCUCAAUGAUUUGUAUUGUUAACUUACAAAAGUUUUGUAUUUGCCCAUCAAGGUGUACAUACAUUGCUUGUUCAAUUUGCCUAAUUUUUUAUUUAACUAUUGGCAAAUGAAUGGAAGGAUUGACAGGAA
Molecule: messenger RNA, 931 nt
Organism: Mangifera indica (mango)
Lineage: Eukaryota; Viridiplantae; Streptophyta; Magnoliopsida; Sapindales; Anacardiaceae
Product: transcription factor bHLH104-like
Exons: 5
Coding region: 100-756 (218 amino acids)
Biological process (GO): intracellular iron ion homeostasis; regulation of DNA-templated transcription
Molecular function (GO): protein dimerization activity; DNA-binding transcription factor activity
Source: RefSeq, a predicted model, not a curated record